CCUGAACAUUUGCCAACUUGCACGACUAGCCGAAUAUUGCUGAUAGCGCACCGUCUUCCUGACGUUCGGUGCAUCCUGAUAUAUAUCCAGCAGCAAUCUACGCAGAACAUAUCCGUACAAGGUCCGCUUUCAGUCGCCCAUCCUACCAAUACUCUCCCCCCCACAGAAUCACAGCGACCAUGUCAUCCUCAGUCGACGAGGAAGCCACCAUUUCCAUUCCUAGCCUUGCUUUUGUCGCCGUUCUAGGCUACUUCAUCUAUCGAUACUUUUUCUCUUCCUCACCCAGAACCGGCGCAGAUGGCAAUCCUUCAUCGUCAUCCAGAAACAACGGCCUCCGGUUUACUCCGGCGCAAGUCGACCAGAUAGCCCAGAUGUUUCCGCAGCUGAAUCGCAGAGACAUUAUGUGGGACUUGCAUCGGAAUAGAGGGAGCGUGCAGGCUACGACGGAAAGAGUCUUGACGGGGCAAGGGUUGGAUCCGGCUCCACCGUCUUUCCAGCCGCAGAUAUCGUUUACAAACCCACCUGCUAAUGUCGCAACGUCGUCCUCUGCAGCAAUGCUGAAAUCUCUUCCUCCCGACCUUAUCACGCGAUACAAUUUGCAGGCCAAACUCAAUUCCAAAGGCAAAGAAAGAGAGGAAGAAUCCCCACCCCCGGGCUGGGCAAGCAGCAAAGAAGCCCGCCAAAAGAUGCUACAGCGAAGAAGAGAUGAGAUGAUCUUGGAGGCAAGAAGAAAACUCCAAGAGAAGGAUGGAGGAAAUGCCGCUUCCCAGCCCUCGUGACAUCUCCUGCUCCCAUGUUACGGGUCCUCGAACGAGCGAUUCUUCUGGGGGUGACUUUCAUGGGUUUGGUGUCCAUGUAUGAUUCAAUGAACAUAAUUCUUUGCGAGCUGUGGAUGAGGAUUUCAUGUCAUUUCGUCGUCUUCGUCGUCCUCAUUAUAUCUUCUAUUUUCC
Exophiala xenobiotica is the source of this 950-nucleotide messenger RNA. RefSeq lists its product as uncharacterized. The record is from RefSeq and is a predicted model, not a curated record. The transcript has 2 exons. Lineage: Eukaryota; Fungi; Ascomycota; Eurotiomycetes; Chaetothyriales; Herpotrichiellaceae. Gene Ontology annotation, molecular function: ubiquitin binding. The coding region runs from base 180 to 779 and encodes 199 amino acids.